GAAAAACUUCAUUCCUGGUCCUGUUACUAAUUUUUGAAGUACGUGACCAAAGUAAACAUUUUAAUUAUAUUGAAAGAUUACGGUGAUGGUUGGUACACUUCUUAUCUUCAGCGUUGUCACCGUAAACAUAGUGAGCUCAACAGUAAUUAAUGGCGGAUGGAGCGUGUGGGGUCCAUGGAGCAUAGAAUGCAGUGAAAUAUGUGGCUUGGGUCGACAGUCAAGAUGGCGCUACUGUGACAAUCCUACACCAUCUUCAACUGGUUCCACAUGUGCUGGGAGCAACGUAGAUUACAAACCAUGUCAUUUAAAGCCAUGCACUGGAACUGUACUUGCAAAUGAUGGCCAAAGCUGCGAAAAUUAUUGUACAAGCUUAGGCGCAAGUGUAAAAUGCGGAACAGAUAUACAUACAGCCAAUCGAGUGGAAGCAUUCACGUUUCAGGGGGUAUCUUGUUCUAUUUUUUCAAUACCAACAUGGAACAACAAGUUUGAUCCUUCAUAUCAAGUGGCAACUAGUGCUUGUAACGGCUAUCUGCUCACCCCGGAGGAGAUUUCAUGUGAUGUAGCUCCACCACUGGGCUUCAGAAGAUUGUGUAACUGCUAUACUCAAGAUGAUGUAGGCUUUAGUCAGUGGACAUCUUGGGGAGCAUGUUCGACCACAUGUGGAAGCGGGACCCAAUAUCAAAGUCGAUACUGCCAAUAUCCCCCAUGUAGUGGAGAUAGCAGAAGACAAAGAUAUUGCAAUGAGCAGAAAUGUCCAGUACAUGGUGAUCUAUCUGAUUGGUCAGGCUGGUCAUCUUGCUCAGUCACAUGCGGAGGAGGGAUAAAAACACGAAAUCGAACAUGCACGAAUCCCAUACCAAUGUAUGAUGGCAAUCCGUGUUUUAACAUAGUUGAAGAAACAGGAUCGUGCAAUGUGCAAUGUUGUCCCAUCAAUGGAAGCUUCAGCCAGUGGACAUCAUGGAAUUCGUGUCCUGUUUGCACCGAUCCAUUGAAUGGUCGACACCAUUUGCGUUAUCGCCCCUGCCUGGAACCUCCACCAAUGUAUGGUGGACUGUCAUGUUUUGGAGAAUACGUGGAUAAAAUGCCGUGUGACGAUUUACCAAUUAAUGAAACAUGCCCAGAAACAUUGUUGAAACUUAAAGGAGUAUUAACAGAGCAACUUUGGGAAAAUCAACUUCUGUACCCUCCGAAUGCAAUAUAUGAUGAUUUAGUAGCAUUUAUUAGCAACAGCAUAUUUCUGUUUUAUGAAGAGUCACUUGCUCCAAUCAACUCUAGCGUCAGCAGUGUGAGUGUAGAGUCAUUUCAGUUGAUAAACAACAAAUUCACAUCUUUCAUUGACAUUGUGUAUAACUCAAUAAACAAGGAAGAAUAUAUUUAUCUUUUGGACGAAUUACAAAAACAUGGAUCCAUGCAAAAGUUGGCCAUCGAACUUAAUUCAUAUGAAGUCUCAAUCAAUGAAAGUUUGUUGACAAAUUUAUCGCUAUUGGGAGAAGUCCCAAAAGAAGAACCUGACAUCAACUCAGCAACUCCUUUAUCCUCCAACUCAUUUGAGAUUUCAUGGAAAAGCAUCGAUAACUCUAACUUCAAUGUUUUCAAAAACAACACCCACAACUUUACACUGGGUGGAUACUAUAUAUAUUUUCGCUAUGCUGAUGUGCGGGAAAGUCACUAUCAAGGACGGACAGUAUGGAUGAACGUUACAAGCACGUUGGUUACCGGUUUAAACCCAGGAACUUUAUAUAGAGUGGUAGUAUUGGGGUACAAUGCGUGGGGAAAUGGUGUACCAAGUAAAGUUGUCUCCGUUAAGACUUUACCACAAUUACCAGUUUUGCCACCUGAUGCUCCAGAGAUUAACAUCAAUGAAAUAAAUCCUGGUCACCUCUUUAUUCAAUGGGAAAAAAUCCCCUUAUUGUAUAUGAACGGCCAGCCAGUCUCAUACAAUAUGUACAUAAUACGAGAUUCCAACGGCCAUACAGAUUUCAGCGCAAAAAUUCCCUACACCUCAGAUCGAGUGCAGAUAGCUGAGCUAGCACCAGCUAAUCAUUUUGUCAUCAAAAUAUGUCCUGAGAACGAGGUUGGUGAAGGAUUGCAUUGCACAAAGACGACGUGGAGUACAAAGGGCAACACUCAAACAUGGCACUUCUUUAAUGUUCAAGUGCAACCACGGACCGCUCCAAAUAGCAUCACAAUUUCAUGGAACCCAGUCCCCUUUAAUUGGUAUUACGGCGAUUUGAUCGGAUACAACAUCAUUUACACGGUCACCAAAUAUGGAUUUAAUGACUUAGAUAAUCCCGUGACAAAAAACGUGUCGGUACCUGCCCAUCAGAACAGCUUGACAAUAAAUGACUUGGUAUUUUCUGGUCAUUACACAAUAAAUGUACAGGCUAUCAAUCAGGACGGAUAUGGAAUUGAGUCAGCGUUUGUGAAAACAGAAAAUUGUAUAUGUCCACUGGUGGUAACGACAAACUAUUUCAUGGAAAAACCAUACUUAUUCCGAAAUGACGAUGGGACUUUGACAGGUCUGUUUGUUGAUGUCGUGGACGGUCUCAUAGAGCAGGUUUGCAAAACGUGUUCAGUGAAUGGUGUGGAGAGGAAGUCAACUGUAGAUUGGGUUACCAACGGAAAGGGGAACUGGGCCGAGAAACACACAUCACAGGAAGCAUCCAGUGAUAUAAAUGGUUCGCCAUCAUUGUCAUUCCCGUUCUUCUUAGAUGAUAGUACAACAAGUUAUCUCACAGGAACAUUCGUACCUAUUAUUUCGUACCCAGGCAGUUUUCUUUUUACAAUGGUUCCCGCCUUUGACACCUUCGUUGAGUUACAAAUCAAAGAAAUCGCAUCCAUUUUACCUUUCAUCCUCAUCAUGUCCCUCUUCGUAGUCAUAUGUGGAAUUCUUUUGUGGAUUUGUGAACGAUCCAAAAAUUCCGAUCAGUUUCAUCCAGACUUUUUGAGAGGUGCUUUACUACAAGGAUUCUAUUGGUCCUUUGUAACCAUGACAACAGUUGGUUAUGGAGACAAACACGCCACAACAAUCCCAGGACGAAUAUUUGCAAUGUUUUGGAUUCUAGCAAGCAUGAUCAUAAUUAGUACCUUCUUAGGGAGUGUAACCACGGUUGUCAUGAAAACAGAAAAUUCAAAAUUCGAUUUUAAAAUGUUAGGUUCAAAAAUAUCAGUCUUAAAAGGAAGCUUAGAACAAAAAAUUGCGGAAACAGGCCAAGCGAAAGUAAGAGCGUUGAGAAAACCUGAAAAUGUAUCAUCAGUAUUGUUAUCAAGAAACGUGGACGGGGCGUUAGUUAAUGUAUACGACGCUGCUUUGAAUAUGGAACUGUUUAAUAUACCACAAAUGGUUGUGUUACGAACUGUAGAAACAAGCAAAUCUUACGGAAUUGUGCUUAGUUCGAAGUUGUCUACGUCAGCAGAUUUUUUUAACAGCGCUAUAAAAGCAAACGCCACUGCGAUCGCUUUAGCGUUUCAAAAAUACAUGCCAGCUUUAAAGUUCAAUUUUCCAGAGAAUGCUGAAAGUACAAGCCUGACAAGUGCUAAUUCACCACAGAUGAAAAUUGCCAUGGUAACGUUGAUUAUCAUGCUCAUCUUCUUCACUGGCGUGGGGGCAAGCGUCUGGUAUAUAGGAUUCAAAAGAUGGAAACGCAAAUAUACAACUGAAGCAACUCGACGUCGAAUAAAAGUGAAUCGUGAUGCCCGCAGAGAACUAACUGAAAUGAUUGAAAAGUGGAAAGAGAAAAUUACGAAAGACAUGGCUAAUAUGGAGAAAAAACACACGAAUGAAAAAUUGCAGGUGUGGAAAAAUUUAAAACCUGGUGUACAGGACACAAUCCGCCCAGAAAAUUACGCCAUUACGCCCAAGUAUAUGAACCGACCGUUUGUCACAAGCUGAAAGGUGAAGCAUAUAUUGCUAUGGUUGAUGACGCAUAUAUCCAAGUAAUUGCGGAAAAAAUAAAGUACUUCAACAGAGGGUAUAAUUUUAAUCAAAAACAAAUAUUACGACAGCACUGAUAAAAUUCGUUGUCAGGACUUCAACGCGUACAUGGCCCUUAACACUCUUGUUUAAAAAGAAAAGACGUGGAAAAGAGGGUGAGAAAAACACAAAAAAUAUUGUCUGUGACAGCGUGAACAUUUCAAAGUUCAGUUAUGGAUUUUUAUAAAAAUUGUAUUUAAUGUACCCUCAAUAUAAAUGGGAAAUUGUAAAAUAGAUAAAUAAAGAAUAUU
Hydractinia symbiolongicarpus is the source of this 4224-nucleotide messenger RNA. RefSeq lists its product as uncharacterized. The transcript is spliced from 21 exons. Bases 86 to 3892 code for a protein of 1268 amino acids. Gene Ontology annotation, molecular function: protein binding. The record is from RefSeq and is a predicted model, not a curated record. NCBI's taxonomy places the organism in Eukaryota, Metazoa, Cnidaria, Hydrozoa, Anthoathecata, Hydractiniidae.